AUGCCGCCUACAGACGAGAAGCAGGCCGUUGUGCCCGAGCAUGUGUAUAGGUUUCCUCAUCCGAACGAAUUUCCGGAAGUUCAGAAACUGGCCACAACGGACUGCAGCUUGCUGCUGGCCUCCUCUAGCGAGGUUCGGAGGCAACUGUUUGCUAAAGCUGGGGUGCCCUUCGGUGCCUUUUCCGCCCCUCUUGAGGAGGACGAUGUGCAGCAAUGGCUGGAAGCCAAGCAUCCCGAGCUUUCGACUGACAGACGGACGCUGCUAAUUGCACAGCUCAAGGCAGAUGCCGCCGUGCAUGCGCUCAGGGGGCCGAACACGCAGCACCUCCUGCAGUUGCGCCUGCACAACCAGAUUUUGAACCUCCCAGAGUCUGAACGCCUCCCGCUUCUUGCACUCGCCGAAAGCGCUGCAAGAAGAACUGGAGGCGCCACUGCAGCCGUGGCGGCACUUGCUUCGUUCGCGGAAUCCUGUGUGGCACUGGAGGCUGCGGAUGGCCGCCCUCCAGUGCUGAUUGCGGUCGAUACAGGCGUUUCCCUCCAUGGACGCGUGAUGUUCAAGCCUAGAGACAAGAAAGAGGCGGAGUGCUUCCUGCAAAGAUACUCUGAAACCGAAGAUCCCAUAAUCGUCACCACCAGUGUUGUUCUGGUGGACCUCUGCGACGAACUCGAAAAUCCGCCAUGGGAUCCAAACGCCGCCGUUCCUGCAGGCCCCGAGUUUCCUCAUAAAUGCAGAUCGUGUGGCAAAUUUCAGCAGCAGGGAUCAGCGGCGGGCAGAGAAAACUGCAGUCCAUGCAGCUGUCCGCUACCGGUAGUCCAUGCGGCAAGCAUACUCGACGAACCCGGGGGCCCCGCGGCAUACAGAUUCAACUCGCGCGAAGUCUUCACUGUCCACUCUGAAGUGCGAUUCAACAAGAUGGAUGCGGAAACCCGCAAGCGAAUCAUCGAAGAAGGCGACGUUCUGUAUUCUGCCGGCGCCAUUCUCAUCGAAAAAGGAGAGAUGGCCAAAUACUUGAAAAGCGUCUCUGGGUGCCCGCACAGUGUAAUCGGCUUCCCUCUGGGACACCUCAAGGGCCCGCUUUCUCAGCUUCUCAAGAAGAUUGGAAACUGA
This is a messenger RNA of Cyclospora cayetanensis, 1107 nucleotides long. RefSeq lists its product as uncharacterized. Gene Ontology annotation, molecular function: nucleoside triphosphate diphosphatase activity. Lineage: Eukaryota; Apicomplexa; Conoidasida; Eucoccidiorida; Eimeriidae. The coding region runs from base 1 to 1107 and encodes 368 amino acids. The record is from RefSeq and is a predicted model, not a curated record. The transcript has a single exon.